Messenger RNA from Adineta ricciae, 726 nucleotides. The record is from the annotation of a GenBank genome assembly. Lineage: Eukaryota; Metazoa; Rotifera; Eurotatoria; Adinetida; Adinetidae.
AUGGCUACAGUGACAUCGCCUCGUCGUGAAACAAAUGCUCGAUUACGGCAAAGUGGACCGUUAGAAACAGAUGGAUUCACUGUUAAAUCUCUCCUGAAAAAUGCUAAAGUAAACGCACCGCCUCGAGCUGAUGCAACGCGUAUUCGUAACAGCAAGCCAACCGCGUUCCGUAAGUUUUAUGAACGUGGUGAUUUUCCCAUAGCACUGGAACACGACACAAAAGGCAAUAAAAUCGCUUGGAAGGUCGAAAUUGAAAAACUUGAUUAUCAUCAUUAUCUACCACUGUUCUUUGAUGGUCUAUGUGAAAUCGACCAUCCUUGGGAUUUCUUCGCUCGACAAGGUAUUCAUGAUAUGCUUGAACAUGGUGGUAAUAAGAUUCUUCCUGUUAUUCCACAAUUGAUCGUGCCAAUUAAAAAUGCUUUGAACACCCGAAAUCAUAAAGUUAUUUGUACUACGUUGAAGAUCCUUCAACAGUUGGUUACUUCUGGUGACAUGAUUGGAGAAGCACUUGUUCCUUACUACCGUCAAAUUUUACCAAUCUUCAAUCUCUUCAAGAAUUGGAAUUCGAACUUAGGCGAUCAUAUUGAAUACGGUCAACAACGUCGUGAAAAUUUAGGAGAUUUGAUUAGCGAAACACUUGAAGCCUUCGAACGGCACGGCGGUGAAGAUGCCUUUAUUAAUAUCAAAUAUAUGAUUCCAACUUAUGAAUCCUGCAUGCUUAACUGA